AUGUCCGAUCAUCCUAUUCCUCCCAACUCGCCUCCCCAGGCCACUGCACCGGCGCCUGCUGAGUCGGUCGCCAGCGAGCAGCCGGCCACACAGUCUGCUUCCACCCCAACUCCCUCCGUUGCCGCCACGGCGGCCGCUGCCACCGCCGCGGUGAACAACACCCUGAACGGCAGUGUUGGGGAGCAACAGCUCCCCUGCCAAUGGGUCGGUUGCGGUGAAAAGUCCCCUUCUGCUGAAGCUCUCUAUGUAAGUACCCAGAAUGCCCGCCAUCCUGACCCCACCCAGACCUGGUCUGCAAUCCCCCUCUUUCCUUUGUUGGAUCUUAACCCGCCUUGUGUGGUUAUACAGGAGCACGUCUGUGAGCGCCAUGUCGGCCGCAAGAGCACCAACAACCUGAAUCUGACCUGUCAGUGGGGGAACUGCAACACCACCACCGUCAAGCGUGACCACAUCACUUCGCACAUCCGUGUUCACGUUCCCCUGAAGCCUCACAAGUGUGACUUCUGUGGCAAGGCCUUCAAGCGUCCCCAGGAUCUCAAGAAGCACGUCAAGACUCACGCCGACGACUCAGAAAUCCGCUCCCCGGAGCCCAGCAUGAAGCAUCACCAUCAUCACCCCGACAUGAUGUUUCCCCAGAACCCCAAAGGUUACGCUGCUGCCACCCAUUACUUCGAGGGGCCCAUGAGCGGCGUGUCCAGUGCCGCCUAUGCCCAUGGCGGUCCUCAGUAUUACACCGCACACCCCCCUCCUCCGGCACCCAACCCUCACUCGUACGGCAAUGUCUACUAUGCGCUGAGCCACGAUUCAGCCCAGGCCUAUGACCGCAAGCGGGGCUAUGAUGCCCUGAAUGAAUUCUUUGGGGAUCUCAAGCGCCGUCAAUUUGAUCCCAACUCAUACGCUGCCGUGGGCCAACGACUCCUGGGUCUCCAGGCUCUGCAGCUCCCCAUCCUCAACGGUCCCGUGCCCGAGUAUCAGCCCAUGCCUGCGGCGGUGCCCAUCGCGGCGGGUGGGGGCUACAGCCCCGGUGGUCAUGCUCCCGCCUAUCAUCUGCCUCCCAUGUCCAACGUCCGGACGAAGAACGACCUGAUCAACAUUGACCAGUUCUUGGAGCAGAUGCAAAACACCAUCUAUGAGAGUGAUGAAAACGUGGCUGCGGCGGGUGUUGCGCAGCCCGGUGCCCACUACGUCCACGGGGGAUGA
Penicillium oxalicum is the source of this 1200-nucleotide messenger RNA. Its product is annotated as C2H2-type zinc finger protein. The record is from RefSeq and is a predicted model, not a curated record. Gene Ontology annotation, biological process: positive regulation of transcription by RNA polymerase II. The transcript has 2 exons. The coding region runs from base 1 to 1200 and encodes 399 amino acids. Gene Ontology annotation, cellular component: nucleus. Lineage: Eukaryota; Fungi; Ascomycota; Eurotiomycetes; Eurotiales; Aspergillaceae.